Messenger RNA from Etheostoma spectabile (orangethroat darter), 1523 nucleotides. Its product is annotated as zinc finger protein 34-like. Lineage: Eukaryota; Metazoa; Chordata; Actinopteri; Perciformes; Percidae. The transcript has 4 exons. The record is from RefSeq and is a predicted model, not a curated record. The coding region runs from base 1 to 1221 and encodes 406 amino acids.
AUGUGCGGGUAUCGGUACACCACGGGGCCCAGAGCAGGAAAGAAGGAGGAAGAGGAGGAGGAGCAGCCUGCAGCAGUAAAGGAGGAAGAGGAGGAGCAGCCUGCAGUAGUAAAUGAGGAAGAGGAGGAGGAUCCUGCAGUAGUAAAGGAGGAAGAGGAGGAGGAGCCUGCAGUAGUAAAGGAGGAAGAGGAGGAGGAGGAGGAAGAGCAUGCAGCAGUAAAUGAGGAAGAGGAGGAGGAUCCUGCAGUAGUAGAGGAGGAAGAGCCUGCAGUAGUAAAGGAGGAAGAGGAAGAGCAGCCUGCCGCAGUGAAGGAGGAAGAGGAGGAGCAUGUGGUGGAGAAGGUUUUGGACCGCAGAGUGGUGAAGGGAAGAGUAGAGUUUCUGCUGAAAUGGAAGGGGUUCUCAGAUGAGGAUAACACAUGGGAGCCACAAGACAACCUGGACCUGGACCUUAUCACCGAGUACCUGCAGAGACACGAGGAGACGGAGGGCACAAGGAAAGGUGUCAGGGAGGCAUCGGGAGACUCAGAGGAGCGAGGGAGCAAAAGAAAGGAGGAGGAGAAACAAUCCUUCACAACAUCUGAUACUUUAAAGAUUCAUCAGAGAGUUCACACUGGAGAGAAUCUACACAGCUGUGAUCAAUGUGGAGCAGCUUUCACACUGAAGAGUAACCUAAUAAUACAUCGACGCAAUCACACCGAAGAGAAACCAUACCGGUGUGAUCAAUGUGGGAAAACCUAUACUAAUAGUUGGAGCAUUAAAUAUCACCAACGUGUUCACAACGGAGAGAAGCCAUACUCGUGUGAACACUGUGGGAAAACGUUUUCUGUGAGUAGUAGCCUUAAAUCUCACCGACGCAUUCACACUGGAGAGAAGCCGUACGGCUGCGAUCUAUGUGGUAAAACAUUUUCUGAAAGCAGUAGUCUUAAAUGUCACCAACGUAUUCACACCAAAGAGAAGCCGUACUUGUGUGAACAAUGUGGGAAAACGUUUUCUGUGAGUAGUGCCCUUAAAUCUCACCAGCGUGUUCACACUGGAGAGAAACCGUACCGGUGUGAUCAAUGUGGGAAAAUCUUUACUCACAGUAGUGCCUUUAAAGAUCACCAGCGUGUUCACACCGGAGAGAAGCCGCACUGGUGUGAACAAUGUGGGAAAAUGUUUUCUCGGAGUAGUUACCUUAAAAAACAUCAACGCAUUCACACUCGAGAGAAGCCAAAAUAAUAGGGGGGGGCUGCGCAGAGAGUAAGUGGAGGGAUCCAAACAGGCACGGCUUUACAGAUGAAAUGGGUCAUGUAAGAAAAAAUUAAACCAUAUCAAUUUGCUUAGUUUGUGGAGAAGCAGUGGAUGCGAGGACAUUACGACACUACGCUCUGCCCUGCCACGUCCUGCUGUGCCUUGAAAUGCCCACAGUGCCCUGCUAUGCCAUGAACUACUAUAAAGAACUACUACAAACUACUAUUUUUUUUAUUAUUGCCACUCUUCAUUCUAACCCCAACCGGCCCGUCAGACACCGCCUUACAAGA